AUGAUAGCCUGUUCCACCAAUAUCAGGAACUUACAGUUACUUUUGUGCUUGACAUGGACGACGCUCUGCCACGGAUUCGUUCCGUCGCCGAUCCCGCGAAGCGAGGCGUUUCUACAACUUUUGGCGCAUAAAACACCGGUAGUCUUGAGCUCCAACGUAGAGAUUCUGCCCGACGCGUCUGCCGUGGGGGCGCGUAUCCGGGCAAUCGUGGAGGACGCGGCGGAGCAAGCUCUCGCAGAAAAGGGAUCGUUCGCUCUGGCGAUCCCGGGAGGUAGCAUUCUCCAAAUGUUGUGCGUACCCGUGACAGAUAGCGCAUUGGCGACGCACGCUAAAGCGUGCAAGCUUUUUCUAGACGAUUGGAAAGGCUGUGCUACGAUUGUAAUGGACGGAACGGAAGACGGUCCUGCCGAGGCCGUGUCCUACGAAUCCAAAAUACGGGCUCUGUCGCCAGAAAUUCUUCCGGUUGUGGACGGCUUGCCCGUGUUUGAUUUAGCCUUGAUUGGCGUCGGCGACGACGGCCACAUUGGAUCGCUCUACCCGGGACGUGAGGAAGCCUUGGUUGGCUGCGACGGCUCGUGGGUGCUGUCCGUUGGCAUGAAACAGCCUCCGAGCAUAACGCUUUCGCUCCCCGUGAUGAAGGCAGCCAAGCAAGUUGUGGUUGCCGCGUGCGGAGUUUCGGACAAGUAUCCGCAAGGCAAGUCGGAUGGCAUGCGGCGAGCAAUAGCGGACGAGAACGAGACUAUCUCCACCUUCCCGGCGGUCGGUUUACGGGAUGUGGCAACCUGGGUGCUCGACCAAGCCGCCGCGUCGAAACUCGGCGUGAGCUAUGGAUCUUAA
This is a messenger RNA of Phaeodactylum tricornutum CCAP 1055/1, 837 nucleotides long. RefSeq names its product 6-phosphogluconolactonase. Lineage: Eukaryota; Bacillariophyta; Bacillariophyceae; Surirellales; Neidiaceae. Gene Ontology annotation, biological process: carbohydrate metabolic process. The transcript has 2 exons. Bases 1 to 837 code for a protein of 278 amino acids. The record is from RefSeq and is a predicted model, not a curated record.